GAAAGUCCUGGUUGUAACAGUGCAAAUAGUUUUACUAAGAUAGUUGUACGUUUAUACUUUUGCACUACACGUAAAUGGAAAAUAUUUUACCACAUUUUAUGUUUUGCAAGUUUAGCUUUAUUAGCGAUUUAUGUAUAAAUUAUAUUGGAGUGAAUUGUAUUGUAUACAUUGUAUAUAUUAUAUUACGAGCUGUUUACAAGCAAUUUUCAACUUUCUUUUUCUUUCUUUUAACUCCCUGAACGUGACAACGCAGCAGGAGACGAGCUUUCAUUGCUGAGUUUAAGUUGGAGCUUUGACACGUGUGGCGCUAGCUAGCCUACAAUGUGGCACGGCUGUCCGUGGGGUAGUGUCUACGGCGGGGCCGAUCCCGUACCGUUCUAUGCUAACGGCUAUGUGUUCGCCUUGGUGCCGGCGCCUCGGAUGCCCUUGCGUCACAACGCGCUGACUCUGAGUCCAAACCCAGGACUCAGGUGUCCGGACGAUGUGAUUAAAAAAAAGGUUUCUGUGUCAACAGAAGAGACCAGGAGGCUCCUCUUGGACAGGCGUUUGUUUGAUUUGGUGGAUGCUCAUCCUUAUCUUGAACUAACUGACCCCAAGUUGCUGGGCUGGUACCUUGGUUUGUCUGCAGAGGACAGGACGAUCAUCCAAGCUGACGGAGGACUUCAAAACUUUCUACUAAGACAUCCUGCCUUAGAACUGACUCCGCAUCACGUUUAUGUCAAGGCUAGAAGGGCUCAUAAAGCACCCAGAUCUAUUUUGCCAAGACAGAACCUGAGCACUAAUGGAAUGUCCCCUACAGUGCAAGAGUUGAACGUCUACAGCAAUAAUAUGUGGAAAAAUUCAGCUGUAUCAGACCCUACGAACAGACAGGAUGGGUCACAGAAACAGCCAUGUGAGGAUCCAGGAAUCCCAGGAAGCUUCUGUCUGGACACGGUGCUGGAGAGGUGCAGACCAAGCAGAAAGUCUGAGCACAGGAGCUUUAGGUUAGUGACCCAAGAUCAGACGCCCAACUUCAGCGAGGUCCAUCCAUCACAGUCUGAAUGGUCAACAAUUAAAAACACGUCUCUUACUGAGCUCUCCAGUUCUGACUAUCUCAGAACUACAGAAAAUGGCACAAAGAAAGAGAUUCAGGAUUGUCAGGUCUAUAAUGAGGGCACCAUUAACACAGCUAAUGUAGGCUCGAGUCAGGGGAGGGACAUUUGUACCAUAUUGGAUGAAGACAAGAGCAUCCUUGUUUGUGUUACCAGCGAUGAUCAGAAAACGUACUCGGGUACAGUCUCUCCAAAUGGUGAAACACUAGCACCCAGGAGUGAGCUCUUAGACGGCGGUCAGUCUCUCAACAACAGCUGCUCUGAGGAAAAAGGCCCUUUUCCGCUGCCUCGUGUUUCCUGUGACACAGAGUCUGCACAGUGUGUGUCAGCUUUCACCCAAACCAAUGAUCCAGUAUCAUCAGACAAGCAAAUCAAUACUGAAAUCUGCAUGGCAGAUGUGGACUACGUUGCUGUGGAAUUUCUCAGGCUCAAGAAAACUGAAGAGAAAGUGAAGAAUAAAUGUGACUGCAUGCAGCGCGCUCAACAAGCCGAGCUGUCUCUGCUGAGCCUGCAGUACCGCAUGUGCAGACAGCAUUGUUGGAGUCUCCACUGCGCCGCGGCUGGUGGAAACCAGGGCAGCGCUGAUGGGAAGCAACAUUGUCCAGUGGACCCUCCUGCAGACAUCAGUGCUGUUUUGAACAAACUGGAAUCUGACUAUAAUGAGCUAAGUGGUAGGAUCCUGGAAGGGGUUCCUCUAGAGCAACUGAAGCCUCUGUCAGUCAACUGUGGGAAGAUAACCCCAGCGCCUUACAUUCCUGCACAGGUCAUCGCCAGCAUGCAAGGAAGUGUUCCUCAACCGCCCCAGGAUCUGCAGAGGAACAGAACACCAACAAAUGACUCCCAGAGAGAAACCAAAGAGGUUACCCAGCAGAACAGCUCGGCCAAGAGAGCAGUCCCUGUCGUUCCUCAGGCGAGUGGAGCUCUGUGUGAUGCACAGACACUGGCAGACACUCAGACGGCGUCCACAACUCUGAUGACUGAGCUGACACGGUGCCAUCUGGACCUGGAGGCAGGAGAACUUGGGAGUCCGGGUGGAACUGAGGCCAUGUGCCAAGUUAUGAAGGAUCAGUCCUUUGGUGCCUGGAAUGUUGUGUUAACAUUAAUUUUGUUGCAUGUUGAAAUAGUUUGACAGCAGUUUAUUUCCAAGGCUUUUUUCAGUAACCUGUGUUCAUAUGAAAACAGUAUAUGAAUAUCUUGUUCUAAGGUUGUGUUUAAGGUUGCUCAUGUUGGAUGUGCAGGAAUUUGGUUGUCUGUUAAUAAAAAGUAUGUACAAAAACGCUUUGGUUAUUAUAAGCCACAAGAGCUUUGUUUGCCAAGAAAUAAAGAUGGAACUAGUAGUGAAGCUGAUUUGCACCUGAUAAAAGAAGUCACUGCGAUAAAGAUUGAAAUCUCUACAAUAAUAUUGGCACCAGAAUCAUGUUAACAGCAUUCAUUGUAUUGAGUGAUAAGAUGAUCUAUUUAGUGGGAGAGCUGGCAACAUAUCCUGCUUAUCUCAUUACCUGACCUGUAACAUACCGGUAAACAUGAAAU
Molecule: messenger RNA, 2621 nt
Organism: Betta splendens (Siamese fighting fish)
Lineage: Eukaryota; Metazoa; Chordata; Actinopteri; Anabantiformes; Osphronemidae
Gene: rbm44
Product: RNA binding motif protein 44
Exons: 16
Coding region: 322-2220 (632 amino acids)
Source: RefSeq, a predicted model, not a curated record